Molecule: messenger RNA, 1465 nt
Organism: Anopheles maculipalpis
Lineage: Eukaryota; Metazoa; Arthropoda; Insecta; Diptera; Culicidae
Product: Kruppel-like factor 2
Exons: 1
Coding region: 1-1449 (482 amino acids)
Biological process (GO): regulation of transcription by RNA polymerase II
Molecular function (GO): DNA-binding transcription factor activity, RNA polymerase II-specific; RNA polymerase II cis-regulatory region sequence-specific DNA binding
Source: RefSeq, a predicted model, not a curated record
AUGGAACGUGUUGAUUCCGAAGCGACCGUUUCAUCAUCCAGCACGUGUGGUGUGACCGUGUUACAGUACUUAUUGCAGAACGAAUCAACCGGAUCGAUCGUUGAAGGUUUACCCAGUAGUGUGAACACCACUUCAACCGCACUGGGAGUAGAUUCUUCUGUGCGAGUUUAUUCCUGCACUCAUCCCGGUUGCAAGAAGCUGUACUUAAAUGAGCAUCAUUUAAAAGCGCACGAAAAGUAUCACGGUGGAGAUGUUCCGAGCUAUCGCGAGCAGGCUUUGUCGAAGGUGAAUGGCAGUAAGGAAGAAGGAGAUAAGGAACAACAAAGUGGUUUGCGGUUUUUGCUAGAAAAUUAUCUUACAGAGCAUGUAGGGAAAGGUCAGCAUCAAUCUGGUAUUAUUGUAGAGGAAGAACUCGUGGAGGAUCAAGCGAAGGAAGCAGAUGACGAUGAGCAUGAAUUAAUUCAGUAUGAUGGAGAUGAUGGAGUAGAGGAAGAAACGCAGCAUCGUUCUGAUGUUGAAUUCGAUGAUUUGGUAAUCGAACAUGAAGACGGAUCGGAUAAUGAAGAGGAGUAUAUAGUUGAACCGCACUCGCAACCAGAUUCCCUCAUACAUUUCGAUUACGACGAUGAUGAUGAUGAUGAUGAGGAGGAGGAGGAGGAGGAUAAUUCAUUAGAGGACACGAAACAGCUCACAUACUCCAGCAAAGAUCGCAAAUAUCCCUGCACGUGGCCUGGGUGUAAUAAAACGUACAUCAAAGUAUCACACCUGAAAGUCCACCAACGAUCGCACACGGGCGAACUUCCCUUCGGAUGUAGCUGGACGGGAUGUCGGCAACGCUUUGCCCGGUCGGAAACGCUUAACCGACAUCUGGUGACACACACGAGCGAUCGCAAUCACAACUGUCGGUGGUGCGAGAAACGAUUCUUCCGGCGGGAUCAUUUGCUGGCGCACGUGCGACGACACAAUCUGCCCAAUAGCGAGAUUCAACAACUUUUCCCAGGGAUAAAGCUAACGAAAAAGGACUCGAAACGGAUGGAAGAACCGUUGAUGGUUGAUGGUCCAUCGAGGGAGAAAUGUUUUAGCAAAGAUAAUGCUUCUAAACCGAUCGUUCCCGAUCCGGACCCCCGACGAACGUUCCGAUGUUCGUAUGAAGGCUGCACCAAAAGCUACACACGCCAAAGUCAUUUAAAAGCGCACGAACUGUUACACACCGGUACGCUCCCGUUUCGCUGUCCAUGGCAAAACUGUGAGGCGGCCUUUGCACGGUCAUACGAGCUCUCACGCCAUCGCCGGAUGCAUUCUGGCGAGCGGAAGUUUGUGUGUCACAUCUGUCAGCAGGCAUUCAUACGUAGCGAUCACCUGUCGAGCCACGUUAAAAGGCACACGUUUCAGGCGGUACGAGUUGAGCACUGUGGCGAGGAUGUGCGGGUUAAGCUGAAGGUGAAAUAAUGUGUUCAAAGUACGA